AUGAAGUCCUUCGUUGCUGCUUCUGUCCUUGCUCUCGUCAGCGCUUCUGCUGCCACUCCAUCGUCUCCCCGAUACGCCAAGCGCACCAGCCCCAACGGCUGCGGCGGUGACCCUGGUGCCGUUGGCGUCGCCGACACUAUCAACCGAUGGAACAGCGACGUUGUCACCGUCAACUCCUUCCUCGAAGUCGCUCCCACUCUGGACCUGGGCAACCUACUCGUCCAGCUCGAAAUAACGCUUAACGCCGCCUAG
Messenger RNA from Rhinocladiella mackenziei CBS 650.93, 252 nucleotides. RefSeq lists its product as uncharacterized. The coding region runs from base 1 to 252 and encodes 83 amino acids. The transcript has a single exon. The record is from RefSeq and is a predicted model, not a curated record. NCBI's taxonomy places the organism in Eukaryota, Fungi, Ascomycota, Eurotiomycetes, Chaetothyriales, Herpotrichiellaceae.